Xenia sp. Carnegie-2017 is the source of this 3956-nucleotide messenger RNA. Its product is annotated as NACHT, LRR and PYD domains-containing protein 12-like. Bases 191 to 3589 code for a protein of 1132 amino acids. The transcript is spliced from 3 exons. The record is from RefSeq and is a predicted model, not a curated record. Lineage: Eukaryota; Metazoa; Cnidaria; Anthozoa; Malacalcyonacea; Xeniidae. Gene Ontology annotation, molecular function: protein binding.
UUGUUUAUAGAAUUGACGUUGCCCACACGCAUGAAUUUUGUUGAACAGAAAACGAAACGGGUGACUCCUGUUUCCAUCACUUGUUGCCCUUCGUUGGAGAGUAAACGAAGUCUGUGUUUUGUGAAGAAUCUCCGGUAUAAGCUAUCCUUUAUGUAUUGAGUAAAGGAGAUCGGACAUAUUGGAUACAAAGAUGGAAAAGUGCCUUGACGUUAUUCCUAAGAAUAGCUUCAACUUCCGUGGAAAAGUACUGCUUUGGUUAUUUACAGUAUUUGGAGCCAUUUGUUUUAGUCUUUCAAUAUAUUGGCAUGGAGCUACUUCAUUUCAUUGCUAUAAUGAUGUAAUAUCAAAGACGAAAGAAGCAGCCCUCGUGCAGUAUAUCGAAUCAGAUUGUUGGAGGCAGUACAAGAAGACAUUUAGUAUUUCGUCCGUUCUGUUUAUUUUGAUAAACUUUGGCGGUGUCCUAAUUCUUAGUAAUAUUUAUGGACUCUUGGUAAAAUGUCGAAUUCAAAGAUUUGAUGAAUCUCUUCCAGGUGUUUACAAAACGACUUCACCGUUAAGUAAACACAAUGUCGGUAAUUCAUCAUUACGGCACCGUAAAAAUCGAGAUAGCCCCGAAAUUUCUCACUUCGAUACUAAGAAGGACAAGUCUAAUACUGCUGGUAUUGAUGCACUGUCUGGUGAUGUGACAAACCGUUUUCCUACGUUUUUCAUUUACGUUGCAUAUUUGUUUUUCUGCCUUAUCAUAUUGUUUAGUUGCACUGCCAAAUUUUUCCCAGCGAAGUUUCCCGUCGAUUACGCAUGUGCUUGGCAUCCUAAACUGAAAGACAAGUUCUCUUUAAAUGAAAAUAUUCCUAUCUCACAAAAAGUCGUUUUCCUUGAUUGUGAAAAUUCUAACGGUGAUAAAAUUGAAACAUUGUUCCAAAUUGUUGCAUUCGUUGAUUUCACUGUGAUAAUACUGACAACAUUUGAGCUGUGUUACGUAAUGUUUAGGGCCGGCAAAAACAGUUGUUUCAUAACAGAAAAAGAAUUUUGUACCGAAUACAUGUUAGAAAAAUGGAAAAAAAAUCGCGAAUGGUUGGACAAAGUCAAAAACUCUUACAAAGUGUUUGAAUCAUACGACAAAAUUGGUUUAAACUCUUUGAAAAAUAUGGUUUAUUUCAAUGUUAUGAUGCAUGUAGCCGACACUUUUGAAAGGCAUAAAAUCAAUGCUACAGAAAUUUUUAAGCCACACAAGAAUAAACAAAAUUCAUUGUAUCCACGUUCCAUCUUAGUCAUUGCAAGGCCUGGAAUGGGUAAAACUCUGUUGACAAAUAAGCUUAUGUUUGAAUGGAAAGAAAGCACAGAUGAAUUUUGGUAUGAUAAAGUGCUUCUUUUAAUGCGAUGUCGUGAAAUUGAAAAGGAUGACAUAAAUCUGGAAAAUUUGUUACGUGAUUGCCAUGGAUUUUCUGAUGAACAUUUUUCACAAAUUUACAAGUUUAUAAUGUCAAAUCCAGAAAGAACUGUGUUUAUCAUUGACGGUCUGGAUGAAUUAUAUUUGCACAGUGAUUGUCUUGAAACUGAUGGCUCACUCCAUCCAAAAGCAAUAAUGCCAGCGUUUACAUGGAUAAGUAUGUUGGUUGAAGGUAAACUGCUGCGUGGUGCCACUGUUCUCAUAACAUCACGACCAACAUCAGAACAUGCAUUUAAACUUUUGGAGUUUAACAGGACUGUGGAGAUCUUGGGCUUUUGUGAAGAUCAGAUUAAGCAAUAUGUCAACAAGUUUUGUGGUGAAGACAAGAAUUCAGCCCAAAAGAUUUGUGAUCAUAUUUAUAGUUCUUUUGAACUACGCAACAUUUGUUACAUACCUUUUAACAGUUACAUUGCCUGUCUGACCUUGAAGGAAAGUAAGACUGAUGAUAUUUCAAAGAAUGUUACUGAUUUGUACAAGAGAGCAAUUAAAAUCUUACUAUGGAAUCACCAUCCUCUUUGCAAAACAGAGGAAGGAAAUACAGAGUUUAUAGAUAAAUUAAAAAAUAUUGCAAAGACGGGAAUUGAAGAAAGAAGUACAGGUGACAUUUACAAACUGGCAAAUUGUGGAAUUUUUCUUAAGAUACCACAUAAACGACUUUCUCUUUACGGUUUUCCACAUUUGACGCUUCAAGAGUUUCUUGCUGCUUGGUGUAUUGUUGACGAUUGGCAAAACGUUGGAAAAUUUUUGGAUAAUCAUGUUUCAGAUCCUAAAUGGCAUUCGGUGAUAGAGUUUGUUGCUGGUUUAGUCAGAGACAUAAAGAAAGCGGGCAAAGAUAUCACAACAGUAGAAGAAAGAUUCGAAACGUGGGUCUCCUAUUCAUAUUCUAAUGAGGGCGAUAAAUCGCUUGGUUUUCUUGGCAUGAAGUGCUUGUACGAGUUACAGGACAAGGAUGUUAGGAGGUCAGCUUGCAAGAAAUUUGAUUCCAUGCCAGGUACCAAAAGAGAAAUCUCUGUAAGUGAUGUUUCUUUUUCGCCUGUUGAUUUUAACGCAUUGUUUGAAUUUCUAUCAGAAUGUGAACAGGAAACUAAACUCAAGUUUUCUUCAUGUAAAUUUCUUGAUAAUCAUUUCUUGAUCUUUCUUCAACUCGGAAAAUCUAAUCUCUUGAAAAACUUGAAUAACGUAACAUCUCUUUAUAUUGAAUCUUCUACUUUUGGUCAUCAUUUUUGGAAGAGUGUUAGUGAAGCUUUGAGGUGUGGACAUUGUGAGCUUAGAAAAUUUCGUAUUGGUAAUUGCAACAUAGCCGAUGACGAUGCGAAAUAUCUUAGUGAAGUUUUUAAAAUUGCGAACCGUACGCUAAGUGAGUUGAGUAUUAGUUAUAGCAAAAUAACAGAUCAAGGUGCAAAAUAUCUUAGUGAAGCUGUGAAAAGUGAGAACUGUAAACUUUCUAAAUUGGAUGUUGAACAGAGUGAAUUAACAGAUCAGGGUGCCUUAGAACUUAGUGAAGCUUUAGGAAGCAAGAAUUGUAAACUUACUGAAUUGAAUCUUCGUUUCAAUAAACUAACAGAAAUUGGUGCAAAAUAUGUAAGUGAAGCGUUAAAAAGUGAGCAUUGUAAACUUGAAAAAUUGGAUGUUAGUGGUAACGAGCUAAAAGAUGAAGGUGCAAAAGAUCUAAGUGAAGCUUUAAAAAGUGACCAUUGUAAAAUCAUCAAGUUUCAUAUUAAAAGUAUCAAAAUUGCUGAUCAAGGUGCGAAAUAUCUUAAAGAAGCUUUGAAAAGUGAGCAAUGUAAACUUGAAGAAUUGAGUAUUAGUCAUAACAAUAUAUCUGAAAAAGGUGCAAAUUAUCUUAGUGAAGCUUUAAAAAGUAAGAAUUGUAAACUCACUGAAUUAAACAUUAGUGACAACAUACUAAACAACAAAGCUUCCAAAUAUUUUAGUGAAGCUUUAAAAAAUGCGAAUUGCAAACUCCGUACACUUUACAUUAGUGGUAACAUUAUAGAAGAUGAAGGUGCAAAGUAUAUUCAGGAAGCUUUAAAUAGAGAAAAUAGUAAACUCACCAAAUUAACUAUUGGUUUUAACAAACUAUCAGAAGAUUGUGAGAAAAAACUUCGUGUUGAUUAUCCAAAUAUUAUCCUUUUUUAACAUUUGUAAGUAACUCACUUACACUAUAGGAAAUAAUAUUACAUCAAUUUCCACGAAGCUAAGAAAAUAGAGAUUUUUCAUUCAGUGUUUUUUUUGAUCGCACGUGAACACCAUGUUGCAUUUAGUUUGCUUUAUUUUAUUGGUGUAGCUUGGCUAAAGCUUAGUGCUGCUUUGUAAAUUUUAUUGUACAUCAGCAGUAUGUAGUUCGGAUGAAUCAAUUAGUUUUGCAUCGAGUUAAACAGAAGCAUGACAACAUCAUCAGUUUGGUUGGAUAAAUGUAAAGUUUGGUUUUAAUUUGUCUCGGACCAUCGACUCGACAUGAGAUUGUCUACGGUAACUGAGAUAGGCAUUUCAGAAAAAGUUUUAA